GAUGACGUCGGAGCGUUCUCGAACCCCGUGUCUCUCGGCCGCCGCCGCCGCCGCCGCCGCCGCCGGAGGAGGAAAAGGGAAAAAGCAACAAGAAGGAAGAGCAAUGGCGACACCGGAUCGCAAAGUGCCCAGUCCGGAGGCGUUUCUGGGCAAACCCUGGUCCUCCUGGAUCGACGCCGCCAAAUUACACUGCUCCGACAAUGUAGAUGUAGAAGAGGCCGCAAAAGAGGGCGGAAAAAGCAGGGAGGUGAUGAGGCUUAAUAAAGAAGAUAUGCACUUGUUCGGCCACUACCCUGCGCACGACGACUUCUACUUGGUGGUGUGCAAUGUGUGCGGUCAAGUGGUCAAGCCCCAGGUGUUCCAGUCGCACUGCGAAAGAAGGCACGGUUCGAUGUGUAAGGCUUGCCCCUCUCCAGCGUCUCCGCCUUCCAACGCCAGGACGUCACUAGUCCAGGUGAAAUCCAAAUCCUCCGUCAGCGGCCCUAACCCUGUCAGCAACAACUCAAAGCCAUUCAGAACGCCCAAAGACAAUCUUCUUACCUCCAGUAGCAAACAGCACACAGUCUUUCCUCCGAAAGCGUCGAGGGAUAAACCAUGCGUUCCAGUGCCCGUAGUCAGUUUAGAGAAAAUUCCUAACCUGGUGAAGGCCGAUGGUGCCAACGUCAAAAUGAACGCGACCGCCACCCCCGCGGCUCCCUCCUCUUCCUCCUCCUCUUCCUCCUCCUCCUCCUCCUCAUCCUGCUCCUCCAACCCCUCGCCCGCCCUCGCGGCCCCACUGGGUGCCAAGCCUGCCCUCCUGCCCAGACCGGUGCCCCCAUCGCCGGAGAAGGUCCUGAAUGGCAGGGGUGGUGCGACCCCCGCCUUAGACAGGAAGCACCAGAACGGCACGAAGGGCAGCAAGCCGUACAAGAGGCUGGCAGAGCGAGAAUUUGACCCAAAUAAGCACUGUGGAGUGUCGGACCCCGAGACCAAGAAACCUUGCACAAGAUCCCUCACCUGCAAGACACACUCGCUGAACCACCGGCGGGCAGUUCCGGGCCGAAAGAAGCAGUUCGACAUCCUGCUGGCCGAGCACAAGGCCCGAUCCAGGGAAAAAGAGGGCUCCAAAGACAAGGAGCAUCUCCUGCCGCCACCCCCGCCGGCGGGGCCGGGGACCAGAGACGCGCACCAGAGCCAGCCGGUCCCGGGGCCGGACCCUCUCGCGGGAGCCGCCUCCGCCUCUGGGCCGGAACCUAAAGUAGCGUCUCCCGCAAAAUCUAGACCGCCCAAUUCCGUACUUCCUCGACCAUCAUCCGCAAACAGCGUCAACGGUUCCGGCUCCUCGACGCACGGCGGCUUCGGCCCCGAGCUGCCCCUGCCCUCCCUGGGCCGCGAGCUACCCGGCCGGCUGUCCAGCGACGAGGGCGACACGGAAGGAACUGACGAGGCGGAGAAGCUGGACUGCCAUUAUUCCACGCAUCACCCCAAAUCGUUUGGGUUCUGCUCGUUCGGGAGCCGCCUCAUGGGCCGCGGCUACUACGUGUUCGACCGCAGAUGGGACCGGUUCCGACUGGCCCUCAACUCCAUGGUGGAGAAACACUUGAAUUCCCAGAUGUGGAAGAAGAUACCCCCCGCGGCCGACAGCCCAAUGCUUUCGCCGUCGGCGCCCCUGCCCUCCCCCGGCCCAGCCUCCUCAGUCCUGCAGCCGUUCAGCAGCCCCACUGCCGCGUACCUGUCCCCCGCGCCCGUCAGCGCCCGGAUCACCUCUCCGUACCUGAUGGCGCCCGCCGGGCUCUCCGGAGCCCCCUUCGGCACCCCUUCGGACGCGGGCGCCCUCGGGCCCCACCCGGCGGCCUUCCCGCAGGCGGCCGCCGCCUCUCUGGGCAUCCUGGACUGCGCGUUCAAGGCCCCGGCCGCCGUGGCCCCCGUCCCGGCCGCGGCCCCCUCCCCGUCCCACAAGCCAUCGUCGAAAACCAAAACCAGCAGAUCCUCAAAAGUCAAGGACCCGGCCUUCCACGGCGAUGAGGCCGCGGGUGGCAAAAAGCGGAAACCGCCGCCGUCCCCCUCGCCGUCCCCCUCGCCCUCCCCCUCGCCGUCCUCGUCCCCGUAUUCAGGGCCCCACAGGAAGAACUGCGUCUUGAACCCCAACUCCACCUUGAACUCGUACCCGGCCCCGUGUUCCUACAACAGCCUGUCGGCGCACAGCGCCAACAACGGGACCGGCGUCCUCAGUGCCAAGCUGGAGCCCCCGGGGCGGACGGCGGCCCUCUCGGGCGGCUCCUCGGACUCGGCCGUCCGACGCCUGGGCCCGGGCGGGGGCGGCGGGACGGUGGAGGCCUGCAACCUCGCCCUGGCCGCGCACCAUGCCGUGACCUCGCUGCCGCUGGCCUUCGACAAGGCGGAAGGCAAGAAGCGGAAGAACUCGAGCGCGAGCGGCAAGGCCUGUAAGAUCGCCAAGAUGGCGGGCAUGAACAGCGUUCAUCGGAAGAGCCCCUCCAGCCUUAUCUCGCCAGUGCCAGACCCUGCGAACAGCUCCGUCUCUCGGCAGGUUGGAAAAAACAGCAGUGUAGCUUUUUCCCAAUCCAGCACGUCCAGCACAUCCAGCCUGGGACACAACCGGCAGUUGGAAAACUUGUAUGCCUUCUUUUGUAUCAAUGUACCGAUUGUAAAUAAUGCAGAUCGACCUUUGUAGAGAAUAGUUUAUACAGCAUAUUCUAUUAUUGCUGAUUCUCAGUGAACUAUUGUUUUAAAAAAAAGAAAAAAAAGACAUUUUUCUAUUUACACCUUCUAUUUUGUUAUGCUGUUCCCCGUGGCACUUUAACAAAACUCUUUGGGUUUUGCCUAGCUGGCCAGCCAUGGGAAUAUUAAAUAACUGUUGUUGCACAGAAAAAGAAUUUGCACCUGCUCUCUUGUGCUUUCCUACUACAGAUUUUAGAACCUUUUCCAGAAGACUUUUGAAGACGCAUGUCCAAUCAUUCGAAAAAAAAUGCCAUAUUGUAGAGUGGAUUUCUUUUCUACGAUCCAUGUUUUGUAACACUAAGUAUUUUCAUCCUUUGUCCCGCACCUUCCUCUAAUAGCCCUCUCCGGUAGAAUUCAUUCCACGCUUGUGAUAAUUGUAAGCAGAAUAAAUGUCUAAAGUCGGUGUAAAUAGUAAAUUCUACAGCUUACAGUUUUAAAGGAGAAGAAGAAGCAGACAUAGCUGGAUCUGAGGAUACUGCCAUGGUUCAGUGUCGGGCGGGGAGGAGAUUUGAGUGAGCGAUUGUAUUUUGGGGUUUUGCUUUCUUUUUUUUUUUCUUUUUUCCUUUUUUUUUGGUAACAUG
Molecule: messenger RNA, 3299 nt
Organism: Ornithorhynchus anatinus (platypus)
Lineage: Eukaryota; Metazoa; Chordata; Mammalia; Monotremata; Ornithorhynchidae
Gene: ATXN7L1
Product: ataxin 7 like 1
Exons: 12
Coding region: 2-2671 (889 amino acids)
Source: RefSeq, a predicted model, not a curated record